GACAACGUCUGUCCUGUUGGUUUCUUAGAGGGAUUGGGGAAUCCACUAUGCAGGUCUCGACUGAUACCCUCCAACAACACCAUGUCCAUCCCCCAGAUCGAGGCGGACCUGGUGACCAGUCAGCUGUCCCUGAAGCUGUGGAACUGUGUCCUGGAGCCGGUGCUGGAGGACCUGGGGCCGGACUAUCUUGGGGACGAGAACGACACUGGACUCGACAACAUACCAGAGGGCGUUCGUCAAGUCCAGCGCACGAUCCGUUCCCUUGGGAUUCCCCAGUCGGAGUAUGUCCGCUCCACCCCCUGCAACCUGGUCCUUCUGCACACCUUCAAGCGUCAUCUGUCCUCAGUCCGCCAUAGUCUCACGGUCAUGCGCACCGGCAUGCAGGCGCACGCGCAGUAAGGUGCAGUCAUGGCGCCAUGCCAUUUCCCAGUUUCGUGUGCACAGUCAUGAAUUAUGGUCUAGGUCAAAGGUUAAGGUACCUCACUUGUCUAAACCUGUUUGUAACGUUUUUACAUGGAUGUUUACUUCUGGGGGGCUUUGAUCUCUGACCUUACCCACAAUCCGUUGCAGCGCUAGAACUGUACUAUGUUAGACUGUCAUAUUGCUAAAGUACUUCAUAUUGAAAUGAUUGUUUGCUUGCUUGAAAUCUCUCGCAGCUAAGUUUGCUUCAGUGAAAAGUAUCUUGCUUAACUACCAUUAGUGCAUUGAUAAUUAUUUAUUCAUAUUUAUUGAAAUAUUUAUUUAGAUAUGAAAUAGUGUAGGAUCUGAGCAAUGAGGGAUGGUCAACGGAGAAGGGUGCUUUGAUACAUUUAUGUACCAAUAUCACCCGUAACGUUGUCCUACUCCCGAGCGCUGAAUCAAAACAUAACUUAGGUAAUAAGAUAACAACGAGUAAGCAUAAUCUCAAGAAAGACGUCACAACAUUUGGGUAAACAACAUUUGUUAACUUAUCUAAUUUGUAAACACAAUGUCGUAUGCACUAUUUCGUGUUGGAAAUAUGGAUGUAAUCCCCGUGGGAUAACAAUAUAUUAUGAUUAAUGAAACAGAAUGAAAACAAACAGAAAGAGAUAGAAAAGAAUUCUUAUAUCAAGUAGCCAUAUGAAAGCUAGAGUUAUGCUAGUACUAGUAUAUAAAUUGCAUUUCUUGUAGUAGUCACUAAGUAAUGGAAGCGACACCGGUAGAUUUUUUUUAUAUAACAGUUUUAGAAUUGCCACUUUUUGUUAAUCCUGUUGACAAUAAGUAUCUGCAGUUUUAUUGCUAAAUAAAAUGCGCUUGUGCCCAACUCUGUCUUUUUUAUGAAUCGUUAAUCCGGAUGGAGACUUAUUCGGUGAUUGGUUGGUAAGAUGUAUCCCAUCACUCGUUAGAACGAAC
Molecule: messenger RNA, 1371 nt
Organism: Branchiostoma floridae (Florida lancelet)
Lineage: Eukaryota; Metazoa; Chordata; Leptocardii; Amphioxiformes; Branchiostomatidae
Exons: 3
Coding region: 82-399 (105 amino acids)
Source: RefSeq, a predicted model, not a curated record